Molecule: messenger RNA, 542 nt
Organism: Postia placenta MAD-698-R-SB12
Lineage: Eukaryota; Fungi; Basidiomycota; Agaricomycetes; Polyporales; Adustoporiaceae
Exons: 4
Coding region: 32-466 (144 amino acids)
Source: RefSeq, a predicted model, not a curated record
GUUUUUUUUGCAGCGAAUUCGUGAUUACACCAUGGCCGAAGGAGCGACUUGCGAAGACUGCGUACCAAGUGUUGAAGGUCAAACCCUUCAGUCCAAGGUACCAAGCCCGAAACCUCAGGACCCUUUGGAUGCCUCCACUUUCGUACCUCCGUCUCCCCUCCCCUCUCCAAGCGUCACCAUUGAGUUUUGUGACAGGUGUCGGUGGCUCCAUAGAGCGACAUGGGUCUCUACAGAACUCUUCCUCACCUUUCCCACACCUGCAUUGAAGGCAAUCUCAAUUCUUCCGCUCAAUUCUGAAGAGACGGGAGGCCGGUUCUGCGUUUGGCUAUUCCUGGGCGGCCAACCGCCAGUUCUGGUGUGGGAUAGGAAGAUCGAAGGCAGCUUCCCUGAGCUGAAAGUCUUGAAGCAGCGCAUCCGUGACCACAUCCAGCCUGGGAAGUCGCUGGGGCAUUCUGAUCACAAAUAAUGCAUCUAUUCGCUCUGUCGCAUAGAGUUGUGUGUCCAUGUGCAGCGAGAAUAUAUGCUAUCAAUUGCCUAUCCCA